Sardina pilchardus (European sardine) is the source of this 2674-nucleotide messenger RNA. It is a transcript of the gene mfsd13al, whose product is annotated as major facilitator superfamily domain containing 13a-like. NCBI's taxonomy places the organism in Eukaryota, Metazoa, Chordata, Actinopteri, Clupeiformes, Clupeidae. Bases 163 to 1638 code for a protein of 491 amino acids. The record is from RefSeq and is a predicted model, not a curated record. The transcript is spliced from 6 exons.
CUGAUAAACACGUAUGUGAGCAACUGCUGAAAACGAAUGAGUAGAAACAGCGUUUCCUGAUUAUGCGUCGCAAAUAUAGUAAAAAUCUCCCACUUGUGAUUUUUUGGUUGCGGUGAGUGUAAGUUAUUGCAUACAGACAAUUGCACCAAAAGUUGUGCAGCUAUGAGUACAGAGAAAGUCAUGGGCCAGAGCCCCUUUGCCAUGGUGAGACACCUGACAGCAAGUGUAGGUGCACAACCGGCCGCGGUGGCUUACGCGAUGACAACUGUUGGUGCGAGCAUGAUGAACAGCAUAUUCAGCUUCUAUUAUGUCAAGCUCUUUCUAAACAAGUACGGGAUCUCAGAGGGAGCCUUCCACCAAUCCCAAGUAGUCUACAUGAUCUGGAAUGCGGUGAACGACCCCUUGUUUGGAUACCUGCAGGACAACUCUCGCAUGCCGUGCUGCUCUCACAGACGCCUCUCCAUCCUCUACGGCGCCCCCUUCUACGCACUCUCUUUCCUGCUCGCUUGGUUCCCGUGGCGGGCCUACCAGUCCGGUGACUGGCUCAGCGGCUUGCACCUGACGGUGACCCUGUGCGCCUUCGACGGGAUGCUGACCUUUGUCCUGCUGGCCCAGUGCGCCCUGUUCGCCGAGAUCUCGGCCCACCACCAGAGCCGGCUCCGCCUGAUCCAGUACAGCCAGGUGGCGUCGCUGGUGGGCUCGUCCAGCGUGCUCUUCUGCGGCCUCGUCUCGAGCAACAUGGAGGACUUUGGCGCCUUCCAGGCCUUCUGCGUGAUGGUGGCCGUGCUGGGCGCCGGCUGCAUGUUCUACACAGGCCUGAACAGCGAGAGCCGGUUUGACAGCAAGACCCCAUCCUCCUCUUACUCUUCCUCCUCCUCCUCCUCCCCCUCCUCUGAGUCUCAGCUCUCCUUUUCCUCUGUGAUCUCCAUGACGUGGCAGAUCCUCACCUACCGAGACUUCCAGCUCUUCGUGCUCAUGAACUUCUUCCAGGUCUUCAUGGUGGCCUUCUGCAACAACUUCACCAUGAUCUUCGCCGAGCACCUCAUCCCACCUGAUGUGCUGCCCUCGUUGGCCAAGAGCCUCAUGUAUGGCGCAGGCUUCAUCUGCCCCCAGAUCCUGGUCCUGAGCAGCCAGAGGCUGCUGCAGAGCGUUGGCUACUACCGGCUGAUCCUGCUGGCCUUUCAGGUGGAGGUCGUGGGCGCCGUUAUCAUGCUGCUGCUGGGCCGACACCACUAUUAUCUACUGGCCAUCUUUCUCACUGCCAACAUGGUUUUGGUUCAGGCUGCCUUCAGUCUCUUUAAUUUACCUCUGGCAGACAUCAUCGACUCUGAUCUCCAGAGAUACAAACGCAGCACCCCUUUGUCCUCCAUGGUCUUUGGGACCAACGCUUUGUUCACUAAACCUGCACAGUCAUUGGCUCCCAUGCUGGUCGUCUCUGUUCUGAACCAGUAUGGCUACGCAAGUCUGAAAGAGUCCACGCAGGCCACAGAUCCCAGUGUUCUGCAGCCUUUACAUGGAGCCAUGUUCUACCUGGUGUGUUUGGUGCCUCUCUGUGUCUCUGCACUGCAAGUGCUGGCAUGGCAGCCGUUCUCCAUCAGAAACAGUCACACUGUUGACUCCAAGUACAUCGAUAGCUGAUAUGCCGAAUAGCACUCCAUUCCAUUUGUUGUGUUUGACCUAUGGGCAGAAUAUGCACUGGAAGCUGUACAGUGGAAAUGUUCACUGGAUGAAUGUAUUACAACAGAGGACUAUAAUAUGCUUUUAAGGAUCUGUUGAGAUGUGAUGGGUUUUAUAUCUUCCUUAUGGUGGCAGUUGAAGUUUUGUUUACUCUGUCUUUUCUUUAAUAUGGGGAGCCUUAAAAUGGCCCAGUCAGUGAGUGCUUUAACUGGUGCUUUGGCCCUUCACCAUUGGGAUUUUCAGUGUUUGACAAUAACUGUUCCAAAGGGAUAGGUUUCAUCUUUACCCACUGAAAGUCACACACAUGAAAGAGCUAAGAAGUGGCGUUAGCUACCCUAGUAGCUGCAGUCCACAAAUUAACAUUCCAAAAUCACACAAUCGAGUUAAUGCUGAUGGAACCUUUGGUAUAGAAUGGUGCAUGAUUUUUUUCAGACGUGGGCCAAAGUUUGAAACAUGCCAGUGUUUGCUAAAUUUGGAAUAUUUGUUUUAACUCAUUGACUUUCAAUUUCACUCAUAACUUGGCCUUGCCUUGAGAGUAGAACAUCACAUUGGGUUUUAACCCAAUGAUUGCACACAUUUCACACACAAGUGUCUUAAUGAUUCCUACGGGCCAUCUUAAAUGAAGAUUGCUACUAAAGUUACUGCCAGCUGUGCAAAAUCCAUGAACUACUGUAUAACGACAGCUGAAAAACAAACACUGUGCUGAUAAAAAGAAGAGUUAAGUUGUAACCUAUAUAUGGUUUGUGUGCUUAGAUAUAUUUUAAAGGAUUUUUCUUUUCUUUUUAUCAGUUGUGUAAGGCUGAUUUGUCAUCAGAUGUUUUGCAGGACUCUUAACAGGAUGGCUAUUGUAUGAGAUUUCAGCCGAAAUUUUGGUAUAGAGGCCAGUGCUUACUUGAAUGACUCGUUUCUCAUAUUCAUGAAUUAUUUUGUAUUUUGUCAUUGUUAAACUCUUUCCUGACAUUCAGAGGGUCUGUCUGUAUAAAGAAUGAAUUAUGAA